Messenger RNA from Striga asiatica, 1020 nucleotides. Lineage: Eukaryota; Viridiplantae; Streptophyta; Magnoliopsida; Lamiales; Orobanchaceae. The record is from the annotation of a GenBank genome assembly.
AUGUUGUUUCUAGAGUGGUAUAACCUUUUGAAGAGCGCAAUAAGGUUUGAAUAUUCGUCUGAAUUGGUUUUUGGGUAUGAAGUUGCCCUCUCCAGUGAGGAAAACAAGUUUUGCACUAUCAACGUAAAAUCUAGAAGAAUCCGCACGUUGAGUGGUCUAAGAGGCAAGCAUAUUUAUGAACCCAUUGCAGGCAAGGUUGAUAUUGAAGAUUCAAUGGAAAUUGGUAAUAGCUGCAACGGGUUAAUCCUGAUACUUUAUUCCAAAAAACACGUUCUUUUUAACCCUCUAUCAAACAGAAUAGCGUUUGCAACACGCAAACUGCCUGAAUGGGGUGGCAGCAGGUGUUGUGGCUUCUUCUACCAUCCUCUGGCAAAAGAAUACCGGCUUCUCCAUGUGACGCAGAUAGGAGAGUAUAGUUACGAGUACCACAUUUACGAAUUCGGGGCCCACAAGUGGAGGACAAUUCUGACUCCCAAAAUUUCUCCUCCCCCCCAUAGCUUCGCGCAAUUGGUGGUGACGAAAAAAGCUAUGAUUUGGCGGCAUUGGUCUAGCUUUAUGGUUUUCGACACAAAUACUGAGGAGCUAUGCUUGAAAGAUUCUCCUCCAACCGUUGGUGAGCCUAAAAUGGUGGCCAAAGGAGGUAAGGACUUGUGUUGUUGUUAUGUGCGUUACGCGGAGACUGUAGUGGACGUUUGGGUUCUUGUGGACUACACGAAUUGGUUAUGGGAAAGAAAGUAUGCGGUGAAUUUUGAUUGGGAAAAGAAUAGGAGCCCCUCGCAAGCAUGGAGCGCUCACAUCCCUCGAGUAACGCGUAUCACAAAAGUUGUGAGCAUUCAGGGUAAUAUUUUGGUGUUGGAUUUCGAGGGUGGUGGAGGACAACUGCAUUGCUAUGAUUUAGUGUCUAAUGCGUCUUGGAUAGUCGACACCAGCAAAUUUAAUGGGAAAACCCGAACAACUUGGUAUGUUAGGCAACGACGUCUGGACAAGCAUUUCACUUGGUACCGUUUGCUUGGCUUAUAG